AUGCAAACGUCAGAACAUUCACCACCAGUCUCAGCAUGGGUGGAUUCUUUGCGUCAUGAGGUGGAGGCUGGCCCUCAUCCCCAACUUCCAGACUUCGACCCUUUUGACAUAGAGAGCUUCCUACCAGACAAUGAUGGUCUAUUUGCAGACGACCUGGGCGCACUGUCUACCGGCGACUCUAGUCAUGGCUCUUCCACAUUUGAUCCGUCGUUCCAGGUUCCGUUAGAUGGCAUUUAUUCCUCCGCCAACUUCCAAGAGGAUGCUGCCUUCCUACGAGCUGCACAAUUCGGGACGGGGCCGACCGAGGAUGUCGGUCUACCACCACCGCCAAUGGUAACCAGUCCAACUAGUGACUGGUAUUUGCCGCCCCCAGAGCUCGGAACCACACUGCUUGCAGAGUUCUUGACAGACCUGAACACCGCCUAUCCGCUAUACCAACCACAUGUCAUCGCCGACCACCUCCGAACAUGCUAUGCGGGGCUGCCUGAUGACUCGGCAAUCGCUUGGACGAGUGCGUACAUUGUCUUUGGUAUGGCACAUCAUAUGCGUGGCAUGAGCGCAGCUGGUGCCAGCCAUAAUAUGGAAAUGGCUCAAUACUACCUUGCUCGCGCCUAUUCUACGCUCGACACCCUUCUCGCAGCGCCGCCUUCGUUGGGACAAGUCCAAUGCCUAGUCGGAAUUGCACUACUCAUUGUCGCCAGCCCAUCCGGUCAUAAGAAGACAGCGGGACAAUUCGUCUCCACUGCCCUCCGCGUCAUUAGAAGCCUAGCCAACGAAGGCAAGAGAAGCAAUCCGACGGCGCAGGAGAUAAGUGACGGCGCACAACAGCGUCGUGUUUUCUGGAUCUGCUUCACCAACGACAUCAGUCUGAGCAUCUUGAGCAAUACGCAACCAACACACCAGCUUCAAGACGUAGCCAACUGCUCCGACUUUGUAGCAGACGAGCUUGGUGCGCUCACUGCGACCGAGGGUACCUGGCGAGCGCAUAUCUUCUGGCUCUUCACAAGGAUAGCCUUACUCCAGACCGAAGCCAUUGAUCAGGUGCUCUCUCGCAAGACAUGUAAUACAACUCCGCUGGACCUCAGCGCUGCUACAGCUAUCGUGCUCGCACGCUUGCAGGCCUUUCACGAGCAGCAUCACAUCUUUCAUCUGUCUGCUGUUCAGCUGGAACAGAUACUGUAUCCAGCAGACAUCUGCCAUUGUGUUGCACUGGAGGCUUACUACUUCGGAACUGUAUAUCGACUACAUGCGUUCAUGGCGAUAGACAUGAGUUCGGAGACCAAUCCCUUCGAGCUGGACGGCUUGAUCAGGAUGUCGAAGAUGAAGCAACACAAAACAUAUCUGGAGGCGCGAAGGCUGUUGAGUCUGUUACCAGUAGCACCCCGGGGUAACGUUGCUUUGUACUGCGUCCAAGUCGACGUUGGCCUCGGCUACAACAGCUACUAA
Alternaria viburni is the source of this 1446-nucleotide messenger RNA. RefSeq lists its product as uncharacterized. NCBI's taxonomy places the organism in Eukaryota, Fungi, Ascomycota, Dothideomycetes, Pleosporales, Pleosporaceae. Bases 1 to 1446 code for a protein of 481 amino acids. The record is from RefSeq and is a predicted model, not a curated record. The transcript is spliced from 2 exons.